AUGCCUGAGAUCGACAUCCAGGACGGCCCCUCCGACCUCGAAUCAACAUCCCCUACAGACUCGGCCCCUUCAGCAAGCUACUACCAUACACCAACUUUACCACAUUCGGCAUCCGCUGGAGUUGCGAAGAGAAGGAAGAACUCGAAGGUUAAGAUGAGCCCUAUACUCAAACGCGCUUCGUCAACUCCGCAGUUGAACGGACUCUCAGAGUCAGGAGGACUAUCACCCAGCGCUCUCGACAAAAGAAGGAACAAACUAGGUUAUCAGCGCAUAUCAAUUGCUUGCUCUCAUUGCAGGCGCCGAAAAAUACGAUGUGUCCUCGCGGAAGGCGAUGAUAUGGGCAGAUGCAAUAACUGCAUUCGACUGAAGAAAGAAUGUGUCUUCUACCCUGUCGAUUCGGCAGGAGGUCCAGAGAGUCGCGCGCAGACGAAGGGAUCCAAGGAUUCUUCAGUAAUCUCAAACUCGCCCACAGAGAUGCAUCCUCCGGGCUCAAAACUCGAUCACGAUCAUGAAAUGGGUCGUUUCCCUCAUCUUGCAUCGAACGCUCCCCCGGAAUACGGCACAGUUGAUCCUAAUACAGGAUUGGGCAUUUCUACAGCCACACCAGUCGCAUCCGAGUUCGCCUUUGCUCGCCCUGGCUAUCCCUCCAUCUACGCUGGUGACAUGCCAGGGACUGAGCCUCCGACACCCGUACACUGGAACUCUUCUUCGCAAAUGGGCGACUAUUCGAACUACUCGACGACAGCCGAACACUCUCCGAACGUUUAUCCAUCUUUUGCAUUCCCACAGCAAAGAGACGAAUAUGCCAUCCAGCAGCCUCCGAUACGUUCUAUGUCAUACGGGCAUAUCGAGCCUCAGCUGCAAAGCUUUGCGCCUGCUGGAAACCCGAUUGAAUACACAAGACCAGGUUCUUCACACUACAAUCUUGCACCUCUCGACACAGGGGCACCACCUGGUACUAUUUCAGAAGCUUCCUUGUCCACCCCUGUCACUAGCGAAUCUACCAUGACUCCUAUAGGUAUGUACCCUCCUCAAUGGGGGUUCUACCAACAGCAGCCUCCUAUGGGUAUGGAUUAUUCGUCAAGGCACGAUUCUCUUCCUACGCAAUGGUAUCACCCUCAGCAAUUAGGAUCAGCCAUGACAGAGCAUGAUCUACAUCAUCAGCACCCUAUGUCACAAGCUCCGGGUAGCGCAUAUGUCAAAAGGUCUUAG
Aureobasidium melanogenum CBS 110374 is the source of this 1212-nucleotide messenger RNA. RefSeq lists its product as uncharacterized. Gene Ontology annotation, molecular function: zinc ion binding; DNA-binding transcription factor activity, RNA polymerase II-specific. Lineage: Eukaryota; Fungi; Ascomycota; Dothideomycetes; Dothideales; Saccotheciaceae. The record is from RefSeq and is a predicted model, not a curated record. The transcript is spliced from 3 exons. Bases 1 to 1212 code for a protein of 403 amino acids. Gene Ontology annotation, biological process: regulation of DNA-templated transcription.